AUGGGUGUGGUAGUUGCUGAGAGAGCGCUGGAUGUAAAAUAUGGGUCUCACCCAGCGGCCGCGGGGACGCUCCGAGUCACAGCGUUAAAGAUGCACUGGCGAGACGCAUUGCGGGUGUGGCUGGAACGAAGCAGACGCGUCGGGAAGGAAGCCCAGGGGGGUCGGGGCGUCGGGAGGAAGCACAGUGGCGGGGUCAGGGGGUCCGGGAAGCGAAGCCCAGGGCGGGUCAGGGGCGUCGGGAAGGAAGCCCAGGGCGGGUCAGGGGCGUCGGGAAGGAAGCCCAGGGCGGGUCAGGGGCGAUCGGGAGGAAGCCAGGGCGGGUCGGGGGGCGUCGGGAAGGAAGCCCAGGGCGGGUCAGGGGCGCUCUGGGAAGGAAGCCCAAGGGCGGGUGCAGCUAGGGGCGUCGGAGAAGGAAGCCCAGAGGCGUGGGCGUCCCAGGGGCGCUGUCGGAAGGAAGCCCGGGCGGGUCAGUUGUGGGUGGGAAGGAUAGCCAUGAGAGGGACGGUCAGGGGCGUCGGGGAAGGAAGCAGGGACGGGUCAGGGCGUCGGGAAGGAAGCCAGGGCGGGUCGGGGCGUCGGGAAAAGGACAGCGAGGUGACCGGCGGCUCCCGGAAUUAG
This is a messenger RNA of Penaeus vannamei (Pacific white shrimp), 618 nucleotides long. Lineage: Eukaryota; Metazoa; Arthropoda; Malacostraca; Decapoda; Penaeidae. The record is from RefSeq and is a predicted model, not a curated record.